Molecule: messenger RNA, 2175 nt
Organism: Eruca vesicaria subsp. sativa (arugula)
Lineage: Eukaryota; Viridiplantae; Streptophyta; Magnoliopsida; Brassicales; Brassicaceae
Source: the annotation of a GenBank genome assembly
UUCACCUAUCUCUGAUGCUACACCAAGCAUCCUCCUUUCUUCGUCCACUAUCAUCUGACUCUUCAACCACCAUAGCCACUCUAUGCUCAAAGGGCAACUUCCGAGAAGCUUUCAACAGAUUCGGAUUCAACAUCUUCACAAACACAUCUCUCUUCACACCAUUCAUCAAAUCAUUCGCCUCUACACAAUCCCUCCCCUCUACAAAGCAGCUCCACUGCCUCCUCGUCGUCUCCGGAUUCUCCUCAGACAAGUUCAUAUGCAACCACCUCAUGACCCUCUACUCAAAGUUCGGAGCUUUCCCCUCCGCCGUGGCAUUAUACGAACGCAUGACCAAGAAGCAUUACAUGUCAUCUAACAUAUUAAUCAAUGGGUAUGUACGUGAAGGUGAUUUGGUUAAUGCACGGAAGGUGUUCGAUGAAAUGUCUGAGAGAAAGGUUGCGACUUGGAACGCGAUGAUCGCGGGUUUGAUUCAGUAUGACUGUAACGAAGAGGGUUUGAGAUUGUUUAGAGAAAUGCAUGAGUUAGGGUUUUCGCCUGAUGAGUUUACGCUUGGUAGUGUUUUUAGUGGGUGUGCUGGGUUGAGGUCUGUGUUUAUAGGUCAGCAGGUUCAUGGCUACGCGGUUAAGUACGGGAUUGAGUUGGAUUCGAUAGUUAGUAGUUCGUUGGCUCAUAUGUAUAUGAGAAAUGGGAAGUUGCAGGAUGGGCAAAAUGUUAUUAGGUCAAUGCCUGUUCGUACUUUGGUUGCGUGGAACACACUCAUCUCGGGGUAUGCUCAAGAGGGGUGUCCUGAAGCUGUGCUUUGUGAGUAUAAGAAGAUGAAAGUGUUAGGUUACAGGCCGGACCAGAUUACUUUUGUAAGUGUGCUUAGUUCUUGUUCUGAUUUGGCGAUUAGAGGUCAAGGUCAGCAGAUUCAUGCGGAAGCUAUUAAGAUUGGGGCUAGCUCUGUGGUAGCUGUGGUGAGUUCGUUGAUCAGUAUGUAUUCGAAAUGUGGGUGUCUUGAAGACGCGGCUAAAGCUUUUUCAGAACGUGGAGAUGAAGAUGAAGUUAUGUGGAGCUCGAUGAUUUCUGCUUAUGGGUUUCAUGGUCAAGGUGGAGAGGCUAUCAAGCUGUUUAAUACCAUGGUGGAGGAGACAGAAAUGGAGAUAAACGAGGUCACGUUUCUGAACUUGCUUUAUGCAUGUAGCCAUUCUGGUUUGAAAGACAAAGGGAUUGAGUUGUUUGACAUGAUGGUUGAACAAUACGGAUUCAAGCCUAGCUUAAGGCACUACACUUGUGUGGUGGACUUGCUUGGUCGAGCAGGUGAUUUAGAUCAAGCCGAGGCGAAAAUAAGAUCCAUGCCGAUAAAACCAGACACUGUUAUAUGGAAAACAUUGUUAUCUGCGUGUAGCAUACACAAAAACGCAGAAACGGCGCAGAGAGCCUUUGAAGAGAUUCUUAAGAUUGACCCUAAUGACUCUUCUUGUUACGUUCUGCUUGCAAACGUUCACGCCUCAGGUAAGAGAUGGCGUGAUGUCUCAGAGGUGAGGAAGUCAAUGAGAGAUAAGAAUGUGAAGAAAGAGCCAGGAGUCAGCUGGUUUGAACACAAAGGUGAAGUGUAUCGGUUUAAGAUGGGAGAUCGUUCUCAGCCUCAAUCGAAAGAGAUCUAUUCAUACCUGAAAGAGAUGACUCUGGAGAUGAAGUUGAAAGGAUACAAGCCUGAUACAGCAUCAGUGCUGCAUGAUAUGGAUGAUGAGGAGAAAGAAUCAGACUUGGUGCAGCACAGCGAAAAGCUAGCCGUUGCAUUUGCGCUCAUGAUAUUACCUGAAGGUGUGCCCAUUAGGAUAAUCAAGAACUUGCGGGUUUGCGGAGAUUGCCAUGUUGCUUUCAAGUAUAUAUCGCUGAUCAAAAACCGAGAGAUUACGUUAAGAGAUGGUAGUAGAUUCCAUCAUUUUGUUAAAGGGAAGUGUUCCUGCGGUGAUUAUUGGUAACUUGGGGUGUAGUAUUAGUACAAGGUUGUGAAGGUUUUAGCCACACGACUCAAGAUUAUUUACACUGCGUAUUAGCUUUGUGCUAGUGUGCUUGGUUGUGUUGUUCGAAGAUACGCUCGUUAGUGAAGCUUCAGGACAUGGUUACUUUACAUGUGUUAGAGCAUGCCCAUUGGGGUAUGUAAAGGGGUUCAUGGGUUCAAAAACCUAG